AAGACCAACACCAUUCUGCCGGUGACACGCGAGUGGUCCAUACUUCACCGCCACAGCUGCAGCCUGGGGCCCAAGCAUCGACUGGCAGCGCCUUGCAUCUCCAGACGACUCCUGCCGUCACCAGUCCAGCCGCGGGGCAGGUGCCGCUCCGAAACGUCAGCUCGCGUUCGCCGUGAGCUUAAAAGGAAACAACAUCGCGUCCUCUGGACAACAAGCGCAGGGCCAUGGCUGCAAGAGGACAUCUCAAUGUGCAAACCAACGUCGAGCAUCAGCUGGAGCAACAGCAGCACAACCGUCUCCAGGUUCCAGCCAGAGCCCCGAGCCUCAGCCCCUCUCGUCGCAGCUCGGUGAUGAGCGGCUCGCUGCAGCUGUCGGUGCCGUCACGGCGAGAAUCGGUCUCCAUGAACCUCCUCCUCCAGCAGCACCAGCAACAUCCUCAACAACAUCCACAACAACAACAGCACCAUCAUCAGCAGGACCAACGCCGCCUCUCCGUCGCGUCGUGGAUGCUGCUGCCCCAGAGCCGCGUCAGCUUCUCUGGCCUCCCGUUGCCCCCGGCUCAGGGCGACUGGCACCAGGACCCCCCGUGCGAGAAUUCCUACCGCCUGGGCCCCGCGUCGGCAGCGGCCUUCUCGGCCGCCAAAGUCCGCCGGGUCGUGGAGGAGCUCCUCGGCGGUCACCUGCGCCACGUGAGCUACCAGCAGGCGAGGAACGCAGCGACGGCUCGCGCCCUCACCGAGGCCAUCAGAGAGCGCGUGAAGGGGCUUGGCUUCGACAGGCACAAGCUCGUGUGCUGCGUGGCCAUGGCCGACGCCGCGGGCCAGGGCCUCGGCGUGGCCGGCCGGUGCCUCUGGGCCGAGGGCACGGACGGGGCGGCCAGCGCCACCUUUGUGUCCGCCCACGUGGUGGCCGUGGCGUCUGUGUACGGCCUCUACCACGAGUGA
Messenger RNA from Lethenteron reissneri (Far Eastern brook lamprey), 944 nucleotides. It is a transcript of the gene DYNLT4, whose product is annotated as dynein light chain Tctex-type 4. Lineage: Eukaryota; Metazoa; Chordata; Hyperoartia; Petromyzontiformes; Petromyzontidae. Gene Ontology annotation, molecular function: dynein intermediate chain binding. Gene Ontology annotation, biological process: microtubule-based movement. The record is from RefSeq and is a predicted model, not a curated record. Gene Ontology annotation, cellular component: cytoplasmic dynein complex; cytoplasm.